Molecule: messenger RNA, 683 nt
Organism: Phlebotomus papatasi
Lineage: Eukaryota; Metazoa; Arthropoda; Insecta; Diptera; Psychodidae
Product: zinc metalloproteinase nas-13-like
Exons: 1
Biological process (GO): proteolysis
Molecular function (GO): metalloendopeptidase activity; zinc ion binding
Source: RefSeq, a predicted model, not a curated record
AAUAUUCUCUAUUAUGAAUAUGCCGAUCAUGUAAAUCAGGAGCAGAGAGAUUGGAUUGAUUCAGCUUUAAUGAACGUGACGGGCCACACUUGCCUCAGUUUUGUUCCGCGUACUACUGAGACUGACUAUGUAUACGUGACCACUUCAAGCUCAGGAUGCUUUUCAUACGUUGGACGUAUUGGUGGACGUCAGCAACUCAAUUUACAAAAUAACGUACCGGCACAAGGAUGCUUCCGGUUUGGUACAGUUAUUCAUGAAUUUAUCCAUGCAUUGGGCUUCCAUCAUACUCAGACAGCUUAUACCAGAAAUGAUUACGUGAUCAUUAAAUGGGAAAACAUCGAAGCAGGUACUGAAAGUAACUUUAUGUUAAGAGAUCGGACAACAACCACAAUGUAUGGUUUGGACUAUGACUACGAUAGUAUAAUGCAUUACGCAGCAACAGCAUUCAGUAUGAAUGGAGAACCUACAAUUGUGCCAAUUCAGCCUGGAAUUGUUCUUGGUCAAAGGAAUACUAUGAGCCCUAUGGAUAUCCAACGUCUCAACCGAAUGUACGAUUGCCCGGACGGACAGUGAAUAAAUUUUUUAUUCAAAAUAUGAAAAAUAAAUCUGUGAAUAAAAAUGCAUUUGUUUGUUGAUCAUGCAACCUCUUCUCUCUACAGCUGAAAGGAACCAAGAUCUUCUCC